GCUGAUGUCCUCUCUCGUGCACUCAGCCAACCCCUGCUGCUGCUGUUGUAAGGUAAAGCUGGCGGUAUCCUAGUGUACCCUUGUUAAGGAUCCGCCGCCGAAAGAACCCGGUUUGCAGACAUCGGAUCUUCCAGAAAUAAUUAUUUUAUGCGUCGGGGAGAUUUCCUACCCAAAUUACGCAUGGAAUGGUUUUGGGGGGAUUGGAGUAGAAAUGCAGCGCCGCACUUCCAGCCCACAACAAGAACCAUGCCCAGCUUACACUGCAAGCAAAUUUAUGACAUCCUGUUUUAUCCUUUACGACUUUGAUAUGAGUGAAUUUUACUUGGAUAGUCACCAGGAGUGAAGAAAAAGAAACGCAUCGCACAGAGCUGAAGGACGCUGUAUUCGCCGCAGACGUUUGUGUGCCGAGAAACCUCUACGUUUAGGAUUUUUUUUCUUUUUCUCUUUUUUUUUCUUUUUGAUGGAGCUGGAGAACAUAGUAGCCAACACUGUACUGCUAAAAGCCAGAGAGGGUGGAGGAGGGAAAAGGAAAGGAAGGAGCAAAAAAUGGAAGGAGAUCCUUCGUUUUCCCCAUAUAAGCCAGUGUACUGAACUGGGAAACAGCAUCGACAGGGAAUAUUUCAGCAUCUGCGAGAAACAGCCUAUCGGACGACUUCUCUUCCGUCUUUUCUGCGAGACCAGACCGAAACUCCAGCGAUGCAUCCAGCUGCUGGAUGCGAUGGAAGACUACGAGGUAACACCUGAUGAAAAAAGAAAAAGCAGAGGGUGCCAGAUCAUCAAGGCCUUUCUAUCAGAAAAUUCACCUCAGCGUGUAGACAUAGCGGAGGUUUUUGCAGACCAGUGCAGAGAGAACCUCGAGCUGAGUCCAUGUAAGGAGAUCUUCAGCAACUGCCGCAAGGCUGUCCAUGACUACCUGAGUGGAGCUCCGUUUGCAGACUACCAGAACAGCAUGUACUUUGACCGCUUUCUACAGUGGAAGAUGCUGGAGAGGCAACCAAUCACUAAGGACACGUUCAGACAGUACCGAGUGCUGGGAAAGGGGGGAUUUGGAGAGGUAUGUGCCUGCCAGGUUCGAGCAACGGGGAAGAUGUACGCCUGCAAGAAGCUUGAGAAGAAGAGGAUAAAGAAGAGGAAAGGAGAGUCCAUGGCUCUCAACGAGAAGCAGAUUUUAGAGAAAGUCAACAGUAGAUUUGUCGUGAGCUUAGCGUACGCGUAUGAGACCAAAGACGCCCUGUGUCUGGUGCUGACCAUCAUGAACGGCGGCGACCUGAAGUUUCACAUCUACAACAUGGGCACGCCUGGCUUCGACAAAGACAGGGUCCAGUUUUACGCUGCUCAAAUCUGCUGCGGUCUCGAGCAUUUGCACAGGGAAUCGAUCGUCUACAGGGAUUUGAAACCUGAGAAUAUCCUAUUAGAUGACAACGGACACAUUCGCAUUUCUGACUUGGGGCUGGCUAUCAAAGUGCCUGAUGGAGAACUCAUUAGAGGCAGAGUGGGGACAGUAGGCUACAUGGCUCCGGAGGUGAUAAAUAACGAAAAGUACGCCAUGAGUCCUGAUUGGUGGGGACUGGGCUGCCUCAUUUACGAGAUGACCGCCGGGCGAUCGCCCUUCCGCGCCCGCAAAGAGCGAGUGAAACGGGAGGAAGUGGAGAGGAGGGUGCAGGACGAAGAGGAGGAGUACAACGACAAGUUUACAGAGGACACCAAGGCCAUCUGUAGAAUGCUGCUCACCAAAGACCCUAAGCAGAGGCUGGGGUGCAAGGCGGAUGGAGCAGCAGGCGUCAAGGCCCACUCGUUCUUCAAAAACAUCAACUUCAAGAGGAUGGAGGCUGGAAUGGUGGAGCCUCCCUUUGUGCCUGAUCCUCGGGCAGUGUACUGUAAGGAUGUUUUGGACAUAGAGCAGUUCUCCACAGUCAAGGGAGUCAAUUUGGACCAAACAGACAAUGACUUCUACUCCAAAUUCUCUACAGGCAGCGUUUCCAUCCCGUGGCAGAAUGAGAUGAUAGAAACCGAGUGUUUCAGAGAUUUGAAUGUGUUUGGGCCACAUGGAAUGAGAUCUCCAGAUUUGGACUGGAACCAGCCGCCAGAGCCACCUCGACGCAGCCUGCUGGACAGGAUCUUCAGGAGGCAUCACCCAGAGGUGUCCAUUUCCAACAGCCGUGUGCAGUCUUCCAGCGUAAACUCUGUGGACUCCAUGUCCAACUCUGCCCCCUAGUGGCAUCGUGUCUGUGUGGGCGCCCCACAUACACAAACACAGAACACAUACACACACACACAUAUACCGUGCAAAGGGAAGGAGCUACCGAGGGCUUCCCUCCUGCUGACUGGUCCACUGCUGGGGCCUGAGCAACAGCCGGUCUAAAAAGCCUUGAUGGCCAGUCCAUUGGGUGGGAGGGAGGGGUGGGAUGGGGAGGGGAGGGGGGAUGACCAUGCCCUAAUGUCCUGGGCAUUUGAAGUAGGAUGGUCAGUGUUGCAGAGACUUUUGGAAAUGUUUAGACAAACCUUACCUACCCUCAGGAUUGUUGGACUGUAGAACAGAGCCACUGAUAGUGAUGAAAUUAAACAAAAAAAAAAGGAUAGAAAACAAGCUAAUAUUCAGGGGAUCCACUGUAUAAUAAAGACCACCACAGGGAAUCGAAGAUGGGGUCUUGGUGAAUUUUUAUUUUUAUUUUUAUUUUGGUUUAUUUGUUUAUUUGUUUUUCGAGACAAAAAAGAGAAGAAAAGAUGAUCUUUUUUUCCAGUCACUUUCAGUCGUGUACUUUCUUUCUGGCCUGUAUCUCGUACCGAUAUCUCUCCAUCUAUCGACAGCACCCGCCCCCGCCUCCCCAGGUGUCGCCAUCUGCACAACUUUAACAUGUUUUUUCACCUGCCAUACCUCAGAUCACUCCUAAACAUUCAGAACACAUCACCUCAACAACCUCAACACAUAAAUGUACAUUGCCUUGCCGUACACUCAGGCCAAAGAUUACGGUUUAGUUUUGUGAUACUGUUGUCAUUGUUGAAUUUUGGGGUUUUAUUGAAGGUUUUUUGUUUAGGCUUUUUUUAGCCGUUGUUUGGAACAACAGGAGGAUCACAAUGCGUGAUCCCUUUUCGACACUUUUCUUUCUCUAAAUAUGAGCCUGCAGACAUAUCAUACCGCUUAAAGCACACAUACAUGCAUACAGUACAUACACAAUCAGAUCGAUGCGCACCCUCAGAAUUGUGAGACUCGUGUUGUGUUUUCAUUGCAUGGACAAGUGUAAGUAUGGACAGCUGUAUCCCUUUCGCUUUUGCAUACCUCAUUCCACUGAUGUUACCAUCAUAUACACGCAGACGUCCCCCCCUCCCUCAGUUUACAGUGUCACUUUAUAUUUGAGAUUAUGUGGAGUUUGACAAACUAAUUAACAUGCUGUACAGAAACAGAACUCUACUUCUUUUCUUUUUCUUUUUUUUUUCUUUUUGUUGUUUUUGUUUUGUUCGGUUUUGCUCAGAUUUUCUGCACAGUCCCCACAGAGUGGAGAGGAACACAUGCACUCAGCCUGACCAAGUUGCACAAUUUCAAAUAAUGUCAUGCUGUUUUGUUACCAAAUGAAAAUGUUUUACCUCUGAUCAUUAAGGCACAUUAUUGUCGUGAUAUUGUCACAUGACGUUUGUUUUUCUACAUCCAAAACUAAAGUGUUCUUGUUCUCCCUAUGCCUUUUUGUUUGUCCAUGUAAAAAGAUACUGCUGCAUAGACAUUUGCUGUUCAGGUUAUGUUAUGUUUUAGCCCUCUUACACCUACCCUCAACUCGCUCUUCAAAAAUGCCUCACAAAUCUAAAGGGUCUUCCUCUUGAUACCCUGUGUCUUCGAUUACAGUUGGACACACAGCUAUGUGAAAGGUUUGCCUUUUGAUUUUUUUUUCCCUUAAUGAGUCCAGUUCAGUCAUGCUAGAGCCAGGAGGAGGAGAGGGAGACACCAGAGGAUCUCCGCGCAUAGAAGUGGCCUUCUCGCAGCAGCACCGCCAGUUAAAAGGGAGGAAGAGUUCAGGCUCUUGUUAAUUUAAGAAUGUAGUAUUUUCCCUGUUUGAAGUAGUGAAAGCUGGUCCAUGCAAUACUUUUUAAUCGUCCUUACCAAUCUCACACAAGCCUUUUUUUUUCCCUCUGCGUACUUGAUAUGAAAAAAAAAUCUGAAUCAGACUGAAGUGCCUCCUUGUUAGCAUGAGCUCUCAGACAAUGCCCACACAAAUAUCAGCACUUUGUUUAUUCUCUGACUGUCAUGCUCUGUUUGCUUCGCUGGGGGAACGUGUCAACACCAAUACACACAAACUCACAUGGUUUGUUGGAAGUGAAGGGAAGGAGGAGCAAAAGGAUGGAGAAGAGUGAAUCAAUGAGGGAAUUUUCCUUCUUAAAUGUGAUAUACAGCAAAGUGCUGAGUGCAUGUGAAAGCCAAACCCACUGUGUCCUUCAAGUCCCAAUAAACUCUGUAUUAUAGUUUGAGUACUCUA
Molecule: messenger RNA, 4463 nt
Organism: Maylandia zebra (zebra mbuna)
Lineage: Eukaryota; Metazoa; Chordata; Actinopteri; Cichliformes; Cichlidae
Gene: grk5l
Product: G protein-coupled receptor kinase 5 like
Biological process (GO): protein phosphorylation; signal transduction; regulation of signal transduction
Cellular component (GO): cytoplasm
Molecular function (GO): ATP binding; G protein-coupled receptor kinase activity
Source: RefSeq, a predicted model, not a curated record